CGACGUCCACUGGCUUCUAUAGUGUUUUUGUUACUUUUCAAAUCACAGCCGAGCCAUCAUGUCUAGUCUUAUGGGGUCAAAAUCGAACGGAGAGUUCAUAGUCGGUGGAAAGUACAAAUUGGUACGCAAGAUCGGCAGUGGAUCGUUCGGCGACAUUUACUUGGGUGUCAACAGUACGAAUGGCGAAGAAGUCGGCGUAAAGCUCGAGUCACAGAAAGCCAGACAUCCGCAAUUAUUAUAUGAAAGUAAGAUAUAUAAAAUACUCCAAGGUGGCGUAGGAGUGCCUCAUAUUCGCUGGUAUGGCCAGGAAAAAGAUUUCAACGUCUUGGUGAUGGAUUUGUUGGGACCGAGUUUGGAGGAUUUGUUUAAUUUCUGUUCGCGCCGCUUUACAAUGAAAACAGUGCUGAUGUUAGCCGACCAGCUGAUCAACCGUGUUGAGUACGUGCACAAUAGAAGCUUUAUACACAGAGACAUAAAACCCGACAAUUUUCUCAUGGGUAUUGGCAGACACUGCAAUCAACUGUAUUUAAUAGAUUUCGGACUGGCCAAAAAAUAUCGCGAUAGCCGCACAAGGCAGCACAUUCCGUAUAGAGAGGACAAAAACCUGACCGGCACGGCGAGGUAUGCGAGUAUACACGCUCAUGUUGGCGUUGAGCAGAGUCGACGAGACGACAUGGAGUCCCUUGGUUACGUUCUGAUGUAUUUUAAUAGGACUUCACUUCCAUGGCAAGGGUUGAAAGCAACUACAAAGAAACAGAAAUACGAAAAAAUUAGUGAGAAAAAGGCGUCUACCCCCGUUGAAGUGCUAUGCAAAGGAUUUCCUGCCGAGUUCGCGAUGUAUCUAAACUACUGCCGUGGGUUGAAGUUUGAAGAGUCACCCGAUUAUAUGUAUCUGCGUCAGUUAUUUCGUAUCCUGUUUCGCACUUUGAACUUUCAAUACGACUACACCUUUGAUUGGACUAUGCUUAGACAGAAGACAUCUCAUCAGUCUAGUGGUAUACGCUCCGCCAGUGCGAAUCCAUCCGCCACCCCAGUGACGGGCUACUCUCACCGCGAAAGCCGCGGUCGAAGUAGCAAGCUGCUCUCAAAGGACAAAUAUAAGAAAUAAUAGAAAGACAAAAUUAGGCAUUGCCCACGUACGUCCAUGAUUUGACAAGCAUUAGAGUAUGUUAGUGCUGAAUCCCUUCAAUUACUGGUGGAUGUGAGAGUUGCUCCUGGCAGUGCUUUGUUGGCUGCACUGUCGUUGUUAAGAGCUGUAUAAAUUAAUAAUAGAAAUGAUUUCAGGGUAUCUUCCAAUAUUUUCAUUCACUAUAUAGAUUGAAAAUUAUCACGGUGUUGCAGCAAAAUUCAUUAUUCUGUUAAACCCAUACUUUAAAAAAAUAUGUAUACAUGAAAAUGGAGCCCUAAACUAUUGAAACAUGAUGACCAUUUUGAACCACACACCCACUCAUAACAAGGAUUGGAUUAGGAUUGACCCUUAUUCUUGUAACAUGAAGGAGGGGACCCUCUUUUCGUGUGAUAAUGACAUUGUGUUUUUCAGUUCAUCUGCACUUUCUCAUUUGGACUUACUACGUGAAAAUACUAAAAAUCCAUGUACAAUAAAUAGACUUCCUAAAAUACUAGUAGAGAAAUACAGGUUUAAUUGAAUUUUUGCAUCAUGAGUCGUGUGAAAGCUGUAAUAUCUAUUUUGGUUGUAUUUACACUUUUUCAUAUUUAGUAUUUCGAAUUUUGUUAUCCUAAUAUUGGUAAGCCUUACUGCACCCUUUUGCAUAAAAUUUCUCUUUGAAAUAAUCCAACAUUCCACAGUGGAGCACAUCAAAAGGUCUACUUGAAGUCUACUGACCUUGUAUUUGCUCUAUAAAAAAAACACAUGCCAAGGUGAGAAAUGAGUACUGUAAAUGCAUUAAUUUAUUCACUGGGUUUUAAUUUUGUAAUUAUUUACAAUUGAACGCAUUGUUUCACUAGCAAAUUCGUGAAUUGUAAAAGCCAGUGAAAAUUAAUGCUUUUACUCUUGUUCUGCCAGCGCCAUCAUGUACUUUUACAUUGACGUGACCAGAUAGGGGGUAAUUUUAUUCACUGCAUCAAAUCAUUCAUAAAUUAUGUGCAACAUGAAUUUAAUUAAGUCAACAUGCUAUAAAUGAAGCAUAAAACAAUUAAAGAUGAUUUUUUUGUACAUUUUAUCAAUAAUAAUUGCAUUUUCUAGCAGUGGCCAAGGCAUGCUCAACUCAACUCAUGGUCAAUUAGUUGUAUUUAUUGUAUUUAUGAAUUAAACCCAGUUGUGUAACUUAUAAUAACUAAUGCCCAUGCGGUUAGAUUAAUUAUGUACUCUGUUUUCCCCAGAGCAUUUGCCAUUGCAAAUAUGUAUAGAUUUUUAUAAUUAAUCAGCAUCCAUGCAAAUUAUCCGCAAUAUUUGAUUUUUAUCUCCUGAGAACACUGAUAUUCAAUCCAAUAAAUUCUGACUUGAGUAUUUUUCUAUAGCUGUGAAUCUAUGGGUUUUCAGACAUUUGCAAUAUUUCAAAGGUUUUACUGACAGCUAGGUUUUAGAAAUUGUAAGCUCCAAUGUUUGUUAAUAAUUACCCAUGUUCCAUCGCCCUUGUAUCAAAUAAUUAUUUUCACAAUUAUCUUAAAAAGACAUUCAAUAUAUUGACAUAAA
Messenger RNA from Saccoglossus kowalevskii, 2653 nucleotides. Its product is annotated as casein kinase I isoform alpha-like. The record is from RefSeq and is a predicted model, not a curated record. NCBI's taxonomy places the organism in Eukaryota, Metazoa, Hemichordata, Enteropneusta, Harrimaniidae.